Molecule: messenger RNA, 1313 nt
Organism: Bubalus bubalis (water buffalo)
Lineage: Eukaryota; Metazoa; Chordata; Mammalia; Artiodactyla; Bovidae
Gene: RRP15
Product: ribosomal RNA processing 15 homolog
Exons: 5
Coding region: 12-938 (308 amino acids)
Biological process (GO): maturation of LSU-rRNA; maturation of 5.8S rRNA
Cellular component (GO): preribosome, large subunit precursor
Source: RefSeq, a predicted model, not a curated record
GUCAGAACUAGAUGCCGAAGUUCCCUGUGUUACUGCCGGACGCAAAUGUAACUGAACGCUUCCGGCUAGGAAUCAUGGCAGCGGCCGUUGGAGACUCACGUGUGAGUGCGGGGAAAAAGCUGAAAAAUUCACUAAGGAAGAAGAAGAGGAUGAAAAUGGUAGUCGCGUCUGUAGCAUCGGAGCUGGAAGAUAAGGACAAAGACGCUUCCGAUAAUGAAGGUUCUCUAGGAAGCUGUGGAUUGGAAGAAGAUGACUUUUCCUCUGGUGAUGAAGCAGUAGAAGCUGACAACGAAGAUGAAGCUGAGCCCCGCGAGGAUGACAGUGACAUCGCUGCAGGGGCUACUGCGGGGGCUAACGCGGGCUGGGCCGACGCCAUGGCUAGGGUCCUGAGCAGGAAGAUUCCUGAAAGCAAACCCGCCAUCCUGGUCAGAAACAAAGAGCUGGAAAAGGACAAAGAGAAGUUAAAGCAAGAGAGACUAGAGAAAAGAAAACAGCUUGAUAAGAAGCGGGAAUGGGAAAUGAUGUGCAGAGUAAAGCCAGAUGUUGUCAAAGACAAAGAAACGGAAAGAAAUCUUCAGAGAAUUGCUACGAGGGGUGUGGUGCAGUUAUUUAAUGCUGUUCAAAAGCAUCAAAAGAAUGUAGAUGAAAAGGUUAAAGAAGCUGGAGGCUCUAUUAGAAAACGAGCUAAGUUGAUAUCGUCGGUUUCCAAGAAGGACUUCAUCAGUGUUCUGAGAGGGAUGGACGGAAGUGCAAGUGAGAAGAAUUCUGCUGGGAAGAACUCGAAAGCCAAACAGACUGAAGCAAAAUCAGAAGAGGGCCCAGGAUGGACGAUCUUGCGUGAUGAUUUCAUGAUGGGAGCAUCCAUGAAAGACUGGGACAAAGAAAGUGAUGGACCAGACGACAGCAGACCGGGGUGUGGAAGUGACUCUGACACAUAACGCUGUAUAAGAAACGCAGUUUACAUUUUGUUUUUCCUGGAAAAAUAGUUCAUACUCUGAAGGUUGGGAAAUUAUAAAGGUUGCAUUUGCAAGAAAGCCAAAAGACUUUCAUUAUUACCAACUUUGGUGUUUUCUUUUUUCAUGUAAACUUUGUUAAAAUUAUAUUUCAAAUCUUAUAUGAUUUUAAGCAUUGUUCCUUAGAACAUUUGUAAAAAGAAAUAUUUCUCCUUGAGAGGUGCAUUUUGCUAGGUUCACUAUAGGUUUACAUAUUGCUCUUGGAUAUUGGUAUUUCAGCUGUCACCGGUGUUUGUGGAAAUGCAACAUCAAUUUAUAAUUAAAAUGAACUCCUUGAUGUUAGUGUUUUUAAGCCUCUAA